AUGGAUAGUUUCCAGCAUAGUUCGGUUACUUCCUGCAAUAUGGCGGUUGGUCUGGAAGAAUUAUUAAGUCGGUUUUGGUCCUGUGAGGAGAUUGGGUAUCCCACCAAUUAUUCUCCGGAAGAGUUACGCUGCGAGGAGCAGUUUGUUCAAACGGUGGAACGAGGAUCCGAUGGUCGGUACUCAGUUUCCCUACCCAAGAAGGAAGGCGCUUUGGCAAGAAUUGGCGAAUCAAGCGACAUCGCAUUUCGGCGACUUCUGGGAUUAGAACGUAGGUUACUGAAGGACGUAGAGCUGCGGCAGCAAUACGAUCAGUUUAUGGAGGAAUACCUAUACCUGGGACAUAUGCGUAAAGUGGAAACGCGUUCCCUAGAGCAAGUAACUCACUUCUAUUUACCACAUCAUCCGGUGGUUAAGCAAGAGAGUACUACUUCUAAGGUCAUUAUUUUGGGGAGCCGAACGAAGCAAUUCAUGUUAGUUUCUGAUGUGGAGAAAAUGUUCAGGCAAAUUGAAAUUAACGCAUCGGAUAGGCCGCUUCAAAGCAUCUUGUGGCGUACAGAUAACAGCAAGAAUGUCGAAACCUACGAGCUAACCACGGUGACGUACGGGACUAGGCCCGCACCGUUCUUAGAGACCAGGACUCGCAACCAACUCGCUAUGGAUGAGCGAGCACAGUUGUAG
Molecule: messenger RNA, 678 nt
Organism: Wyeomyia smithii (pitcher-plant mosquito)
Lineage: Eukaryota; Metazoa; Arthropoda; Insecta; Diptera; Culicidae
Exons: 1
Coding region: 1-678 (225 amino acids)
Source: RefSeq, a predicted model, not a curated record